AUAAACUGAAAGAGUAAAAUGUUCGGACUCUUUGGGAAAAACAAACCUGUAAAAAUUCGAGGCUACGGUGGGGACAGAAAAUACGGAGUUGCCGCGAAAAAUGUGAAAGAGCUGAUUAAAAAGGGCUGUACGCUGUUACAGGUACCACUUUCUGGUGCACGUGUUUGUUUAUAUGAAGAUGGGACGAUAGUGACGCAGGAGUUCUUUCCAACCCUGCCAGAUAACAGCGAGCUGGUUCUUCUAUCAAAGGCACAGACAUGGAGUGGAGUUCUGUGUGACAUUGGUCAGUUGCUGAGCACAGAUCGCCACGCUGACGCUCUCGUUGAAGCAGCGAAAGGUCUUCUUUCUGAUGAGAAAUCUUUCAAGAAGCGUAAAGUCCUGAUUGACCUGCUGCAGAACCUGGAGGACACAUCUGAUCUGGAGAGCAGGGAUGAGGACGCAGACUGGUUCAAUGGUGUUGAUGCUCGAUUCAAAACAAAGUCAGCCUACAUGAAGUACAACUGUGAAAGCAGAAUACGAGGCUACAUGAAAGAGGUGGGUGACGCAACAAGAAGCAUACAGAAAGCUAAAGUGAGGGCAGAGUUUUUAAAGACAUCAAAGUGCCUGGUUGAGAUGCUGAAAAAUGACAAAUACAACGGGAAAUACUUUGACAGGACUGAAAACGAGUAUGGUCGCCUCUGCACUAGAGAAGGAUGGUUUACCUGUCAGGGAUCGUUUGAUCAGAAAUUGUGCCAGUCGCUCCAUUCAAUCAACCCGUACGGCAGCAGAGAAAGCAGGAUCGUCUUCGGCACUUGGAAUCUCGAUCACAGGAUUGAGAAGAAGAGGACUAUCAUACCCUCUCUGCUGGAGGCUCUGCAGAAUCAUAAGACCACAGACAUAAACUUGAUAUACUUCUACCAAAUGCUGUUCACCAGGGAGAACCUGAAGUUGGUCCACAUCGCUUGCCACAAAAAGGGAGCUCACAACCUGUUGUGUGACACCCGUAAGAUGUUCAGGACUGGCAAAAAUGCAAAACAAGAUACCACUGUGAAGAAAAAGCGCCUCAUCUAAAUGGAUUUUUUUUUAUUUUAUUUUUCUCAUCUGUUUUUAUUAGCUGUCAGAUUCUAUUGAACACAAUGAAACAGUUUCAAAUCAUGAAAACAUUUUAUUGUAUUAUGUGGCACAGCAAUGUCAAAUAUAUGGAUGGAUUAAGAAGAUUGCCCAGAAGAGAUAUUCAAUCAGUCAGAGUUACAUGAUAUGUUCAUUCUUUUUACAUAAAUAAGGCAGUAAAACAUACAGUAUUUGUCUGAGUGGUCAGAUCAAUCAGUUAUAUACAAAACGACCUGUAGCUAUACUUCUAGUGCAAUUAGUUAACCUGCUUCGGUUAUAUUUCUCAAUCAAGUUUGUUCAACUAAUUACCUUAAACUGCAGAUUCUUGGGCAGAAAAAUCACAACUUUGUCAUCUUAGAUUUUUUGCAAGUCUAAACAGCAGGAAUAUUAUAAAGAAUAAUUAGCUGCA
Molecule: messenger RNA, 1498 nt
Organism: Girardinichthys multiradiatus
Lineage: Eukaryota; Metazoa; Chordata; Actinopteri; Cyprinodontiformes; Goodeidae
Gene: dffb
Product: DNA fragmentation factor, beta polypeptide (caspase-activated DNase)
Exons: 7
Coding region: 19-1050 (343 amino acids)
Biological process (GO): apoptotic process; apoptotic DNA fragmentation
Cellular component (GO): cytoplasm; nucleus
Molecular function (GO): DNA endonuclease activity
Source: RefSeq, a predicted model, not a curated record